GCACGCGUGUGGGAAGCUCCUGUACACAGCGGGAGAGCGGCCGCUUGAAGUGGCUGCGUUGGUGUUUCUUUCCCAAGUAGAUAGCGGCGCCCGGUCCUGCCGUCUCGUUUUGUUUUGCAAAUCGCAGAAUCACAAAACGGGUGAGGUAGGAAGGGACCGCAGUGGAUCAGCUGCUCCAAGCUCCCUGCUCAAGCAGCACUUGGCACAGGAUCCCGUUCAGGUAAUUCUUGAGUCUCUCCAGUGAGGGAGACUCUGCAACCUCUAUGGGCAACCUGUUCCAGUGCAUGGUCACCCACACAAUAGAGUUUUUCCUCGUGUUCAGGUGGAACUUCUGUGCAUCCAUUUCUGCCCAUUGCCUCUUGUCCUGUUGCUUAGCACCACUGAGAAGAGCCUGGCUCCAUCCGCUGACACCUUCCCUUCAGAUACUGAUAGACAUUGAAGAAGUCCACACUCAAUCAUGUCGUCUCAGGCCAGCUCCUUCAGCCUUUCCUCAUAAGAGAGAAGCUCCAGUUGACCAUUCAUCCUUAUUGCAAUCCACUGGUUGCUCCAGGAGCUCCACUUCUCUCUUGUACUGAGGAAACAAGAACUGAACACACCACUUCUGAUGCAGUCACACCAGGACUGAGUAGAGGAGCAGAAUCAACCCCCUCGAUCUGCUGGCAGUGCUCUUCCUAGUGCACAGGACACCAUUGACCUUCUCGGCCACAAGGGCAUUGCUGGCUCAUAGCUUGUUGUCCACCAGGACCCCCAGGUCUUUCUCUGCAGAGUUACUUUCCAGCACGUCAGUGGUAAUGAUAAGCUUUUACCCCAAAGAGUGGAACCUGAUGUAUGUCUGUAUUUUUUCCCCCUCCUUCAUAUCAGUGAAGAACUUGGAAACUGGCAAAAGCACUCCAGGAUUAAGGAAUUUUGGUCAUGAAAUAGUCAAUGAUUGCGGUCCAUGGAGUUCUCCCUGUGUUUCCUUAGAGAGCCAUCUCAGGGCCUCAAACAGCUCAAAGGAUGCCCUGUAUCCUUCAAAGUUUUCAGUGACAACUCAUGGCUUCCUGCUGCACCAUGUCUGCACAUUACAGGUGAAGAUACCUUAGUGGGAUGCCAUCAUGAAGUGCAGACAGCAGGUGACUUCAGAGAAUCCUGAUAUAUGGUCCUUGAGACCCUUCCUAGCUUCUCUGCUUAAAGCAUUUGUUCUGAAAGCUAUACUGCUGCUCCACUCAUCUCUAAUGGAUAACUUGAUGUCAGACCUAACAACUUAUUUAAAUGCUUAUUGGACUGGGUCUGGAGAUCACCUUGUGAGCACAAAGCCCACUUGCAUGGAGCUGCCAGAGGAGCUGUGUGAGCUGGCAGACAUGCAGGAACUGAGAAGGGAGAAAGCAAUAAAAGACUACAGAAUGAAAGAGGAUGGUCUUUUGAUCCAACCAGCCAUGGAAUUAAUAGAGAGAAACAAUCCACAGAAGGAUAGAAACUACAGCAGAGAUGAUGGCGAGUGCUUUCCCACAAAAAAAGCAGGGUCUCAAAACACAUCUUUCAACAAUCAAGGAUGUACUUUGUCAAAGCAGAGCUUGAAAAUCAAAUUCAUGUGGUAAAAUCUGUGGGAGGACCUUAAAAUGACCUCAAGCAGACUGUAUGAAUUUAAUUUCUGACACAGGUGAUUUGAUGAGCUUAGAUUGGGUGUUUGAAGACAUCCAAGUGAAGAAAGAGGCUAUUCCCCUUGCAGAGGUGUCAAACAAAAGCUCCUGACUUUACAAUGACAGGUAAUUCAACAUUCCACUGUUGAAUGGAAAUAAUGAUGGUCUGUCUUUUGGAGGAAAUUCCUGCUGUGUCUGACUGUUCUUCUCUAGGUCUAUUUUUGAGAUCCAUUUUUUCUGAGAGCUAUUUUUGAUUUUAAGAGUGACUUUUAUUUUUCUUGUAUUGUUAAAAGACCACUUUCUUAAACUGUAUUGGUUGUUACCGGUUGCAGGUAUGUAAAAUUCUCGUUAGAGCAGCUUCCUGCUGGAAGUUGCAGACCACCAUCACCACCGUUGUUUGCCAGCGCUGCCGCAUCCAGCUCAAGUGGAUAAGGCUGUAACACCACCGUGGUGUGUGUAAAAAGCAGUUUAGGAGGUCUAGACCAGUCCCUCCCCAAGCAAAAUAAAGUAUUAGGGCAAAACUACUGCUCUACCACAGGACAAAAUUAAUGUAGGCCGUGCCUCAGUCUCAGAACAAGUUUUCUGACAUAUUGGUGAACUCUGAUUAAUGUAGAAUAGGGAAGAAUGGAUGAGGUCAAAGGUCACCAUGCCAACCAGAUUGCAGUCCAAGAACAAUCUGGGCAUCAGGCUGCAAAGGUGGUAAUAAUAAUGACACCAGCUUGGAAGGGAUGUGACAUCCGUGUGUGAGUACAUGCCACUACCUGUUUGAGUUGGUUUUCUUGGGAUGUAAAUUGGUGUGACUGUGUUUAUGAUGUAUCUGCACAUUUUAAAAAAAUAUUUUUAGGGGGAACAUAGGUUGGUUUAGGUUGGUUUUCUGGUGUGUGGAGUUUUUUUACCUCUCCCCACAACGUACUAUAUCGACAGUAUUUAAAUAGGUCUUCAUUUGAAACUGUAAGUCAGACUUGCUCAGUUGGCAGAGUUGACAGAAAAACUGCCAAGGUUUUCUUUGUCAUUAAACUGAAGGAAGAUUUUUCCAAACAGUCAUGGGUUAUCAGAGAUCAGUGGGGUACAGUGUGGAACAUGCAGGCUCUUUCGUCAGAGACAGAUCAAGAGCACUUUGGUUGUAUCUCCACAACCAAAAAUAUCUGGGUUCAUGCAGUCCUAUUACCAGACAGAAAAUAGUGAUACAUCAGGUAAGGGAAAGAGGGAGGGAACAAGAGCUGAGAUGAAAGCAUUAAGUCUGGGAUAUAGCAUGGAAUGUCUCUACAGGAUACAAAGUAAUUGCUGAGGCUACCCUUCCUGAUAAGAGACUGAGCUGCUUUCUCAGCCUCUUCCAAGGACUGGAUCUCUGACUGGAACAGCAUUAUCAUGGAAUAAGGAUUUCCAGAGAGGGAUCUCGCAGUCCAGUUGCAUCUGUGCCAUUAUAAUGAUUCAAGUAGCAAAACCUUCUUGGGUACAUAUAAGUACCACUUUCCCUUUGGUUCUCUUUUGGGAACAGCAUAAGGAAAAUAAAUAUAUUGCAGUGGAGUCAUCACUCAAUGGUGCACAAGAUUAAAAAUUACCGUUUUCUUCAAAAAGAAAAAAGUUUUUUUUUAACGGUCCAUCAGCCACAGUGACACUGCUCAGUGCUAGCUCUGUCUGAGCAUGGUACUACCAUGUAACCAAAUCACACACACCUC
Messenger RNA from Vidua macroura (Pin-tailed whydah), 3298 nucleotides. RefSeq names its product exonuclease 3'-5' domain containing 1 (gene EXD1). Lineage: Eukaryota; Metazoa; Chordata; Aves; Passeriformes; Viduidae. The record is from RefSeq and is a predicted model, not a curated record.